GUUGCCGCUAAAGGCGCUGUUGUUCCGCCACAUUGGGCGCGAAAGUUUGUGUUGCUUGUGUAGGAUCGUUCGAGAAGAUUGGAAAAUUGACAUUUACGUGUAAAGAUGAAUCUUGCAGACGAGGACAGGGCUAGAAUUCCGAUAUUACCCGAAGAAAAAUUAAUAGAAUUUCUGAAUAGAUUUUUAUACUUAAAUAUUUCUAAAGAAGAUUUAAAUAAUCCUGAAGUGGUUGUAUUAGUCUUUGAAACUUUUUUAAAAGAUUUUGGAUAUAAUAUUGAUGCUCUAAAUCAGCUAAAUUGGAAUGCAUCUAAUACAUUUGAAGGAAACAUUGAGAAUUAUGAAGAAACUAUUCCACUACUUAAUUUAUUAGUUGUGAUGAAAGUCGUUGCCACAAGAUGCAGCAUUAACGAUUUCACUGUCAGAGAUAUCAUGGAGCCAAAGCGUAAAAGAACUCGUCGCAUUCUAUCGUACUUUGCGAAUUAUUGGCAGUUUUCUGUAAAGAAUUUGGAAAUGUGGGUAAAAGCUAAAGAAAAAUACAGUGAAGCAGCCAAGAGAAAGAAGGAAUUGAUGAAUGACAUAGACAGAAUAAAACAACAAAUAAAUGAGAAAAGAAUACAGUUAACUAUGAACAGUGCUCAAGAUUCUGAGAUAGAAGAAGAAUGCAAAACUUACGUUGAAAAUUUGAAGAAAAUAAUGAAAACAAAGGAUGAAGUAACUGAAAAAUACCAAAAGUUAAAACAAAAAUUUGCUGAAAGGAAAAGCUAUGUGAGUAACAUCAAUGUUGAAAUAGCUUCUUGCAUUGAAAAAAAGAAAGAAUUGGAAAGUAAGAUUGUAUCCAGCGAACAGAGACAAGAACUGGAAGAUCUGGCCGACAAACUUCAGUUAUAUUACCAAAAGAACGAAGAAAUAUUUUCCAAAAUUGACGAGUAUAAGAAAUCAAGAAAUACUCAUGUAAAAGUGCAGGAUAAAUUAAACAAAGCCCUGGAAUUUCUUAAUAAUCUUAAUAAAGAAAUAAAUAAGGAUAGAAUGGUUACCGCUAAAUUAGAAGAUAUUACCAAUUCAAAUAAAACAGAGAUACAGAAAUCCGAGAAUUUACAAAGACAGUUGGACCAGAAGAAUUCGGAAUUAACUCAUUUGGAAGAGUGGAAUCAGAGAGAAGAAUUGAAGCACAAAAAACAGAUUGAGGAAUUAAAAUCACUGAUUGGUGAACAAGAGAAGUGUAUGGAAAAUAAUCAGGGAGAAGUUUUACAGAAACUCCUGUCAGAGAAACAUAGAAUUACCAACCGCAUACAAAAGCAUAAAGACGAAAGGAAAGAGUUAGACCAGGAAGUUGCUAAAAUGACACUUUCUAUGUCAAAGACUUUUGAAAAUUUUGGAAUAAGUGUGGCAGAAAGAUUAGAAGUCAUCAGAGAAGAUCUGGAAGAAUUACAGAAGAGAGAAAUUAAUUUUGACGAAUAAUUUCUCAUUGUCGUCAAAUGUUUGCUUUAUUAAUUAUAUUA
Molecule: messenger RNA, 1499 nt
Organism: Centruroides sculpturatus (bark scorpion)
Lineage: Eukaryota; Metazoa; Arthropoda; Arachnida; Scorpiones; Buthidae
Product: kinetochore protein Nuf2-B-like
Exons: 13
Coding region: 106-1458 (450 amino acids)
Cellular component (GO): kinetochore; Ndc80 complex
Source: RefSeq, a predicted model, not a curated record